AACAUCAUCCGUCAAUUACAAUUCAUCUUAAAUCCAACGGGCAAGAUUCAAUCCUAAACUGUUUCCCCACUCUCCCUCCCUAUAAAUUUCCAUUCACCUGACCCUCUGUCACCCGGUGAACCCAAAAGAAGAAAUCAAAAAAGACCCUUUAGCCUUCAAAAAACCAAAGAAAGGUGUUUUUUUUUUCUUUCACCUGUAAAAAUGGCGUUGGCUAGCACUUGGAUGUUGUCGUUAAAGGUACUCUUUAUCUCUAUUAGUAUAUUAGGUAUAGCUUUCGGACUUAAAGUCUCUGUUCCAUUGGUUUUGGAAUUCUCUGUAUCUCAAGCUCCGUUAUUGUGGAGCACCUUCCGUUCUUGGCUCAAGCCUCCCUAUCUUUACGUCAUUAUCAAUGGAAUCAUUAUCACAAUCGCAGCAUCGUCGUGGUUUCAUCAAAACAACAGCGAGAAAGAUCAGAUGGAGCAGAUGCAGCGAAGAUCGAAGAUCUCGGUUGAUCAACGGCCGGCGUUAGAGUACGAGAUGAAGAGUGGCUCAGAUUUCGAUGUGGUAGAACCGAGUGCCUUCGUGUACGAGCCAAAGCAGAGAGGAGAAGAGGUGGAAACGACGGUUUUUGAGGAGAGCAAUGUGGUGGUUGAAGAUGAUAGAGAUGGAGGUGACGAGUUUGCCGUCUCCAAGUCAGAGUGGAUUCCUCCAAGGAGAAUGGAUUCUUCGGAGGUUCCAUCUGUAGUUCUGUUUCCACCGGAGAAACCCCCGGCUUCUUCUAGGAUCGGUCACCGGAAACCUGUUAAAGCCAAUCCUGAAGGUGUCCGAGCGUUGAGGGUGGCGAAGCCAAAACGGCAUGAGACACUGGAGAACACGUGGAAGAUGAUAACGGAAGGGAGAGCAAUGCCGUUGACGAGGCACUUGAAGAAGUCGGACACGUGGGAGCAUCACGGCCGUGAUAUCAAGGUGGAAGCAUUGGCUGACUCGCCUCUGAUGAAGAAAUCAGAAACGUUCAGAGACCGGACCAAUUACCAGCGUCCACCUGUACAAGUGAGCUCUUCUCCGGCUUCAGGAAAGCUGAGGAAAGAGCCGUCGCUGAGUCAGGACGAGUUGAACCGUCGAGUGGAAGCGUUUAUAAAGAAGUUUAAUGACGAGAUGAGGAUGCAGAGGCAAGAGUCACUUAAUCAGUACACGGAGAUGCUUAACCGUGGAUGUUAGCCACUAAUUAUUGGGUGACCAUAGUUAAAUCAACCUUUUUUUUUUUUAAGGAUAGAAAAUAUUUCCUUUCAUAACCAAAAAAAAAAAAAAAAAAACGGAAGAAUGUGUUUUCUCCAACAGGCUUAGAGUGUUGGAGUUGAAAAAAAAAAGAAAAAUUACCCAAAAAUGAAAAAAAAAAAAUGCUUGAUGGAAAAGGUUUGAGUGUGAGUAGGAUCAUUCAUAGGAAUUAAAGUAUUGUAAAUGAAGACAACUAGCAGUUUUCAUAUUUAAAUGGAUAACUGAUAUGUUUUCUAC
Molecule: messenger RNA, 1491 nt
Organism: Durio zibethinus
Lineage: Eukaryota; Viridiplantae; Streptophyta; Magnoliopsida; Malvales; Malvaceae
Source: RefSeq, a predicted model, not a curated record